GAGUUACAGAAUUUGGCCACCAAGCACCCCAACCUGGUCAUCAUCCCACUCGAAGUCACCGACCCUGCCAGCAUCAAGGCAGCUGCAGCCAGAGUUGGGGAGCAGCUGGGGGGCUCAGGGCUGAACCUCCUCAUCAACAACGCUGGAAUGCUGAUAUACAACACACUUGGUAAUGAGACAUGGGAGAACAUGACACGGAUUUACACCACCAAUACGAUUGGGCCCCUGCUGAUGAGCCAGGCGUUCCUGCCCUUGCUGAAGAAGGCUGCCCAGGGGAGUGCAGGCUCAGGGCUGAGCUGCAGCAUCAUCAAAAGCUCCGCCGGCUCCAUUGAGGAAGUCUAUUUGUGGGAUCAGGCACAUGUUGUCUCUUACCGAUGCAGCAAGGCUGCCCUGAACAUGCUGACCAAGUGCCCGUCCCUGGGGUAACGGGAGCACGGCAUCCUCUGCCGUGCCCUUAGCCAGGCCUGGGGCCCAGCCUGCCUCUCCCCCUCUGCCCUGCAGCCCCCCGUGACAGUGGACGGCAGUGCGCGAGGGAUGCUGAAGGUGCUCUCCUCCCUCUCCGAGAAGGACACCGGCACUUUCCUGGACUGGGAAGGGAAGGUUGUGCCCUGGUGA
This is a messenger RNA of Eurypyga helias (sunbittern), 615 nucleotides long. RefSeq lists its product as uncharacterized. NCBI's taxonomy places the organism in Eukaryota, Metazoa, Chordata, Aves, Eurypygiformes, Eurypygidae. The record is from RefSeq and is a predicted model, not a curated record.